GAUCACCCCAACUACAAGCCAACCACCAAACCACAUUCACCACAACAACACCUCCAAACCCACACCCUACCCAAACCCCACCCCCCACCAAAAUGGUCCGUCAACUAAAACACCACGAAAAGAAACUUCUCCGCAAAGUCGACUUCCACACCUACAAAUCCGACAACAACCAUCGCGAAUCCCAAAUCCGCACCCGCUACCACCUGCAAGACCCCGCCGACUACCGCAAAUACAACCAAUUAUGCGGAUCUCUGCGCCACCUGGCCCAUAAACUCUCCGAGCUGGACCCGGAGAGCGAUCCCGUUCGGAAGAAGUUGGAAAGCGAGGUGCUGGAUAAGUUGUUUCGCAUGGGGGUGUUGAAGCAGAGUCGCGAACAGGGGGCGGGGUUGUCGAGAGUCGAGAGGGAGGUUACCGUUAGUGCGUUUUGUAGAAGGAGGUUGGCGGUAUUUAUGGCCAGGAGUGGAAUGGUGGAGAAUGUUAAGACGGCUGUCACGUUCAUCGAACAAGGUCAGGUGCGCGUGGGUACCGAAGUCGUGACUGAUCCCGCCUACCUGGUUACUCGCAAUAUGGAGGAUUUCGUGACGUGGGCGGAUAAUAGCAAGAUUAAGCGGAGUAUUAUGCGCUAUCGGGAUAACUUGGAUGAUUUUGAUAUGUUGUGAGGAAUCGAGGAUACCCAUAUCAUUUUACUGUUGCUGCUGCUGUUGUUUUUUGGGUUGUUCUGGCGUUGUGGAAAAGUUUUUUACUACUAGAUGAAUUGUACUCCGGAUUAUUGUGGCAUACUAUGGCAAUGGC
Aspergillus sclerotioniger CBS 115572 is the source of this 792-nucleotide messenger RNA. Its product is annotated as snoRNA-binding rRNA-processing protein IMP3. The record is from RefSeq and is a predicted model, not a curated record. Gene Ontology annotation, biological process: rRNA processing. The transcript has 2 exons. Lineage: Eukaryota; Fungi; Ascomycota; Eurotiomycetes; Eurotiales; Aspergillaceae. Gene Ontology annotation, cellular component: small-subunit processome; small ribosomal subunit; Mpp10 complex. The coding region runs from base 93 to 659 and encodes 188 amino acids. Gene Ontology annotation, molecular function: structural constituent of ribosome; snoRNA binding; rRNA binding.